Molecule: messenger RNA, 1258 nt
Organism: Mustela lutreola (European mink)
Lineage: Eukaryota; Metazoa; Chordata; Mammalia; Carnivora; Mustelidae
Gene: ITPA
Product: inosine triphosphatase
Exons: 8
Coding region: 296-925 (209 amino acids)
Biological process (GO): nucleoside triphosphate catabolic process
Cellular component (GO): cytoplasm
Molecular function (GO): nucleoside triphosphate diphosphatase activity
Source: RefSeq, a predicted model, not a curated record
GAAGACCCAGCAAUUCUGGCCGCAGACGGGCCUCGCCAUUUCCCUCCCUUGUAGCGCCCGGCGCCCCAGGCCGCUCGUCCGGAAAAGGGGCGCUCUGUUCUCCAGGAUUUGAGCAAGGGAGCCGGACGCCCGGGACAGCCUCUUCUCCCGAAGGCAGCGAGGCUGAGGGUAACACGAGAGGCGUUCGGUGGGAGCCCCGGCCCGAGUGUGCGCCGCCGGCCUCCGCGCCAGCCGGAAGUGCCUCCCCAUCGAAGCAAAGGACUUCCGAUGGGUCUGCAGGGUAGUCGGAGUCAGCAUGGCGGUCUCCUUGGCCGGGAAAAAAAUCGUGUUUGUCACGGGGAACGCCAAGAAGCUGGAGGAGGUCAUUCAGAUUCUGGGCGAUAAGUCUCCAUGCACUUUGGUGGCACAGAAAAUUGACCUGCCGGAGUACCAGGGAGAGCCUGAUGAGAUUUCCAUACAGAAGUGUCAGGAGGCAGCUCGCCAGGUACAGGGGCCUGUACUGGUGGAGGACACCUGUCUGUGCUUCAAUGCCCUCGGGGGCCUCCCUGGCCCCUACAUAAAAUGGUUUCUGGAGAAGUUAAAGCCUGAAGGUCUCUACCAGCUCCUGGCUGGUUUCGAUGACAAGUCUGCCUAUGCACUCUGCACUUUCGCACUCAGCACUGGGGACCCCAGCGAGCCAGUUCGCCUGUUCAGGGGCAGAACCUCGGGCCAGAUCGUGGCGCCCCGAGGCUGCCGAGACUUUGGCUGGGAUCCCUGCUUUCAGCCUGAUGGAUAUGAGCAGACGUAUGCAGAGAUGCCCAAAGCUGAGAAGAACACCAUCUCCCAUCGCUUCCGGGCCUUGCUUGAGCUGCAGAAAUACCUUGGCAGCCUCGAUGCCCCAGUAGUUGGUGAUGAUCGCCCUGGCCGGGGAACUGGGGAAGGCUAGCCUGCCGCCUCCAAGCCAUCAGACAGGCAGUCCUCCAAGUACUGCCUUCCUGGUCUCUACUUUCUAGAGGGGGGUUAGACAGCCUCGCCAACCCUGUUUGGAGGAGCAGCUGGCUCUGCUUGGAGGAACUUGGGGCCCUUGGGGAUUCAGUGGUCCCUCCUACAGCCUCCUGGCCUGGGAUCCUGAAAGGACUUGGAUGUUAAAACUGGCCAUGGUGGGUCCGAGGGCUUGGGCAGAAACAAAUCGCCCUCGACAUUUUUGAAGUGGCAGAAAUAAAAAUACUGGAAGGCACUUGCCCCCAGAAUAAACUGGAUAUAUCCGCUUUGAAACCUA